GGAGAGGUCUAUAAAUGGUCCAGGAUGGGUACCAGGACGGCAAGAGACACACUAACUCCUCACAGAUUGGCUCCCCUAAGGAGCUGUGUUUGCCAGUGCAGUUCCCCAGGGACUGCAACGUCAGCAGAGCUAAGAGACCCUCCUCCAACUCAGUUAGCCGAGAAGAGAUUGAACGGUGUGAGUUACCAGGUGCUGGGGAGAACAGCAAGAUGCUCAGCUGUGCCAGGGGAUUGUGACUCAGUGUCCAGAGGUCAGUGCCAGUGCCUCAACUACAAAAGCGUUUCCAUUGUUUUCCUCUGUGAUGACCAGCAAAGUUCCAUCUUAGCCAACAGAUCCCUGCCUCAACCACCAUCUCUGCCUGUACAUAACCCGCUUGUUCAUCUCUCUGGUCACCCUGUAGAACGGAGGCGCAGGACUGCUGACUGCAUUGUACGUGGAGUGAUGCCAUUUGAUGUCACCCUCUAUGAUUUGUGAGAGUGAAAAUGGGCAAUGCGUCCAGAUGGAGUGGUGGUGAAUCCUCCGACAAUGCUUCUGGAGUGGACUAUUUCCCGGUUAACAGCACCUUCCACGAACAGUCCCCUGACUUCUACGUCAUCCUCCCGGUCAUCUACUCGGUCAUCUGUGCUGUUGGCCUGACGGGUAAUACCGCGGUCAUAUACGUGAUCCUCAAAGCCCCCAAGAUGAAGACAGUCACCAACAUGUUCAUCUUGAACCUCGCCAUUGCUGACGACCUGUUUACUCUAGUCCUGCCCAUCAACAUUGCUGAACACCUGCUGCACUACUGGCCCUUCGGGGAAGCCCUCUGCAAGAUUAUCCUAGCUGUCGACCACUACAACAUCUUCUCUAGCAUCUAUUUCUUAACCGUGAUGAGUGUUGACAGGUACCUGGUAGUCUUGGCGACCGUACGGUCUAAGCGCAUGCCCCACCGCACCUACCGAGCGGCGCGGAUCAUCAGCCUCUGUGUCUGGUUGUGGGUCACGGUCAUAGUCCUCCCUUUCUUUAUCUUUGCCCAUGUCUACACGAACGAAUUACAAAUCAAGAGCUGCGGUCUCAGCUUCCCCAGGCCCGAAAGGUUUUGGUUCAAGGCCAGCAGGAUCUACACGCUCAUCUUUGGCUUUGCCAUUCCGGUCUCUACAAUCUGUAUCCUGUACACUGGCAUGCUCCAUAGAUUGAGAAAUAUGCACCUGAACUCCAAUGCCAAAGCAUUAGACAAGGCCAAGAAGAAAGUGACGAUCAUGGUUUUCAUUGUCCUGGCGGUGUGUCUCUUCUGCUGGACUCCUUUCCACCUGGCAACAAUUGUGGCCUUGACAACCGACUUGCCCCAGACAUCCUUAGUCAUUGGCAUUUCGUACUUUAUCACUAGCUUGAGUUAUGCUAACUCAUGCCUGAACCCUUUCUUGUAUGCUUUUUUGGAUGAUAGCUUUCGAAAGAGUUUCAGAAAGAUGCUGGACUGCAGGACUGCUUAAGGGUCAUCAUUCGACUUCAUUCCAGGACCCGUGUGGUCCCGGUUUUGGAUGGCUUGUUCACUGGCUGUAGUUUUCGACAUGUCAGCAUCUAGCAGAUAGACUUGGUUUUAGUCCCAAGUGUUUCACUUCUGUAAUUGUCCCUUAAUUAUCUGCUGUACGCUCUUAUAUGGGAAUGCUCUCUGCUGAAUCAUUAAGGGAUUCUGAAGAAAAAAAGACAAGCUAUCUUUUUUUGUUUUCAGAUACCCACCAAAUUUUCAUUCGUAUCCCUGUACUGCCACCUGCUGUAUUGUCACAAAAAGCAGCUUAUAAAAGGCCAGAGGCUGAAGUUCAAUUUAAUACCUUGGAUAAUCAAAUCCAUUUGAUUUUGCAAAAAGAAUCUCCGUGGCCAGAUAUAUCAGAUGAUUUUCUUCCUCUCAGAGUUAUAGAAAUCAAAUCUAAAAUUCAUAUGUGUACUGUAUUGCGAAAGGACGACAAGGUUGGGGAAAAAACUUGUACCUAGGGAGGGGUUGUGGUGUGGGGGACAAGUGUGUUUUUAGACCUAAGAGCCUCUUGAAUGACUUUCAUUUUUUCCAUUGUGUUUCCUUAAAUUCUGACUUGAUUCUUAAAAAUAAAAUGAUACUAUAAGAUAAAAUGAUACUAGAAAGUCGACCAAAUGUAGAGAAAAAAAUAGUGUCUCUGUAUCCUAAAUGCUAAUGAUAUCCCUACUACUUGAAGAGGGAUUAAAAAGUGUUUGAUUGCACAACUCCAACUGAAAACUGUCUUAUGAUGUCCUCAGUACACAACUCCAAUUGAAAACUGUCUUAUGAUGUCCUCAGUACCUAUUAAAUAAAGCUUCAGCAAAGGCAAUCUGUGAUAGGUUCUGUUCCCUCAUCACCUCUGUAAA
Messenger RNA from Tachyglossus aculeatus (Australian echidna), 2349 nucleotides. It is a transcript of the gene NPBWR2, whose product is annotated as neuropeptides B and W receptor 2. The transcript is spliced from 3 exons. Gene Ontology annotation, molecular function: neuropeptide binding; neuropeptide receptor activity. NCBI's taxonomy places the organism in Eukaryota, Metazoa, Chordata, Mammalia, Monotremata, Tachyglossidae. The coding region runs from base 483 to 1466 and encodes 327 amino acids. Gene Ontology annotation, biological process: neuropeptide signaling pathway. Gene Ontology annotation, cellular component: membrane; neuron projection. The record is from RefSeq and is a predicted model, not a curated record.